AGACUCUGGGUUUACCGCUACAUCAACAAACCUUCACGACACUGAAUCGAUUUGCGACAGGCUGGGAUAGCAAACUUUCAAAAUAAAAGUCGUCUCGAAGAAGACAGUGCUGCAGAGCCAUUUUUUCUGCAACAUGCGCCAGUGACGUGACGCUGCCACGCACAUUGGUGGUAUCUUAGCAACAGAGGAAAAAGUGUCAACAACGUUUCCUGCUUGGGGCAAACACACGAGUUGACAGUAUGUCUACAAAGGAGGCAACAGUGCCAGCAACGGCAAAUGCAAAGAAGAAAUCGGGGGCUGUUCUAAAGAACCAUGACCUGUCAGAGAAACUGAUGCUAUUUGUUGAGGCUCAGCACAUCUCAAGCAUACUGGAGAAUCGCAUCAGUCAAAUUGAGAUUGCAGUAACUCUGCCUGCUACCCUCCGCUUCAACAGCGCUUCUAGCGUUGUGGAUGAGAAGUUGAACAGGGCACUUGAAAAGCAUCAACUGUUAGCUGAAAGAUUGGAGACAGAGACACUAGACGGUCUCGAGAAGGAGGCAGAGGGAGAAGAUGGAGAAGAAAGGAAGAGAGCAAAGACACGGCUUGAGAGGGACAUCAAGAACUCUGUCAGGGAUCUGCUCAGGCUUCUACGGUCGCAUCCAGAUGCCAUUUCUGGUUUGAGGGCAGAGCGAGGUGUGGAAGCAGAGGAGAGUGAGUGUAAACUAAUCAGGGGGCUUAAGAUGUUUCACAGCCAAAUGGUCGACAAGUUGCUGACCAGUGUGCAUGAGGAGCUACAGCUGGUCCUCUACAAGCCGUCGUCUUCAUCCCCUGCCCACAGUCUGGUGCACAUGGCUCCAGUGGAGGAAGAGGUAGCUGCAGCCUUAAAGUCAAUAGAUGCAAAGAUUUCUCAGAAAAAUGUGGAGAUCGCAAAUUUGCAGGAGUCUCUGGAUGCGAACAACACACAAAAACUGCAUAUUUCACCCACAUACAAGAAGAGUCAGCCACAUAUAUCAGAGAAACAAGCCAGUAUGCAGCAGGAAGUUGAUCCACUGAACAAUCAGCUCAACAAUUUGCUCCGUGAAAACAAACAGGCAGAGAGAGCACUCCAAGAGAAAAAUGAAAAAGUGGAGACGGAAAUUGAGUAUUUGCUCCAAAAGUUUGACAGUGACAUGGAAGAAAAGCAGGCCGACCUGGAGCUGAAUGAAAUUGAGUGUGAAAGGGAGGAGGAGGAGCUGAGGAAGCAGAAGGAACCCUUCUCUGUCCUAGAAGCAGACUACGACCAGAUCCAGGAGAGGCGUCGGCUGGCAGAGGAGAAGAGACAGGAGGAGAUGAAGGAGCUGGAGCUGAAGACCAAAGCUGCGAUUUUCGCCCAAGCGUGGUGGAGAGGCUACAGCACCCGCAAGGCCUUGAAGAACAAGGGGAAAAAUAAGAAGGGCAAAAAAGGCAAAGGCAAAAUGAAAUGAUCCUCUGACUAGUUUCAUCACUAACCCACACUCUACCUGAAGGGCAUGUUUUGCAUGAUUUAUUUAGAGAAGCCUUUUGAGCAGAUAUCGUUUUAUUCCAGAUUAAGUUACUUGUCAUUUAUGUUUUGUUUUUCAAUAAAGUCUCUUAUGUGUAAACUAGUA
Messenger RNA from Hippoglossus stenolepis (Pacific halibut), 1604 nucleotides. RefSeq names its product dynein regulatory complex protein 10. Bases 240 to 1442 code for a protein of 400 amino acids. The record is from RefSeq and is a predicted model, not a curated record. The transcript has 6 exons. Gene Ontology annotation, molecular function: protein binding. NCBI's taxonomy places the organism in Eukaryota, Metazoa, Chordata, Actinopteri, Pleuronectiformes, Pleuronectidae.